CUGCUUCGUAUGUGGCUCCGGCCCAUGCUUCGUAUGCGGCUCCGGCCCAUGCCUCGUACGCGGCUCCCGCCCCUGCCUCGUACGUGGCUCCGGCCCAUGCACCCGCCACUGCUUGCUCCAGCGCUGCCCCGGCUCCCAUCUACAUCACCAAUGUCCCUGCUCCGGCCCCCACUCACUCCAGCGCCUCAUCCGCUGGCUACUCUUCGUGCUCCAGCAGCAAGGAUGCGUCCUCCUCGACUAUCGACUAUGAGAUUCAGCUGACCGCCACUCUGCACAUCAAUGCCGUCCAGGCAAUCCAUUCGGCCUACGAGACCAACUCCAUCGAAGAGGAGUACUCGAGCUCCGUCGCCGGAUACUCUUCCAGCUCCACCGCAGGUUGCUUGUCCAGCGCUUCCGCUGAAUACGCCUCGAGCUCUGCCGCAGGCUACUCAAGCUCCGCUGCCCCCGCUGCUAGCUGCUCUUCCAGCGCUGCCGCAUACUAUCCUUCCAGCUAUGAUGCCCUCGCCCCUACCAGCUACGCCUCAAGCUCUGCCACUGGUUACUAUUCCAGCGCUGCCCCGGCACCCACCACCUCCGCCGAUGAGUACAGCACCGUGAACUACGUCGUGGCCAGCAUCGUGUACGACAAGAAUCAGGAUUCGUACGAUGAGGACGCUGUGUACAACGAUAAGUACGUUGGCAAGAGCGAGGCCGACAAGAAGGUCGAGCACGUCAUCUACAAGUCGAUCGGCCGCCUGUAAACUUCAGUGUCUGCAAGCCCAAAUUAUUAUUUUUAUGUGGCGGUUUCCAUGUCUCAUAAAAUUUUCAAUAUUCAAUAUUCAAUAUCAAUAUCAUUUUUACAUCUUAAAAUGCACAAGCGGGUAAUAACUUGAAC
Messenger RNA from Kickxella alabastrina, 874 nucleotides. RefSeq lists its product as uncharacterized. Lineage: Eukaryota; Fungi; Kickxellomycota; Kickxellomycetes; Kickxellales; Kickxellaceae. Bases 280 to 597 code for a protein of 105 amino acids. The record is from RefSeq and is a predicted model, not a curated record. The transcript has a single exon.